Linum tenue is the source of this 195-nucleotide messenger RNA. Lineage: Eukaryota; Viridiplantae; Streptophyta; Magnoliopsida; Malpighiales; Linaceae. The record is from the annotation of a GenBank genome assembly.
AUGUGCUGCGGGGGGAGGAUGUGCAUGCUCUGCACUUGCUUGAUCCUGGUGGUGGUCUUGAUCGGAAUGCUAUUCGGCUUCGGGGUCUUCAAAGAUGGCUUCCACAAGUUGAAGGACACCGUUCACGUCUCCGACGCCGCCGAUUUCCACAGUCGCCCCUUCUUGAAGGGUUUUCACGCUCCGCCUCCUUUCUAA